AUGCAGUUUACUGACUGUUUAAUCCUGCAAUUGUGCGUUAUGCAGCAGCAACUUUCUUUGAAGGGCUUUGCUGGAGACACAGCCAAGGCUCAUGCAAAGACGAGCAUGAUUGCUGGGGAGGGAGUGAGCAACAUUCGGACAGUCGCCGCCUUCAAUGCCCAAAACAAGAUCCUAUCUCUGUUCUGCCACGAGCUCCGUCUCCCACUGCUGGGAAGCCUCCGCCGCAGCCAAACUGCUGGCGUCCUAUUUGGCCUCUCUCAGUUUGCUCUCCAUGCCUCUGAAGCUCUCAUUUUGUGGUAUGGUGCCCACCUCGUUAGCAAAGGUGUCUCCACCUUCUCGAAAGUUAUUAAGGUUUUCAUUGUCCUUGUUGUAACGGCGAAUUCAGUUGCUGAAACUGUCAGCCUUGCCCCGGAGAUUAUCAGGGGCGGUGAAGCAGUUGGUUCGGUAUUUUCAAUCCUUGAUCGUCAAACAAGGAUUGACCCGGAUGAUCCUGAGGCUGAGGUGGUUGAAUCAGUUCGCGGAGAAAUUGAACUUAGGCAUGUUGAUUUUGCAUAUCCAUCGCGACCUGAUAUCAUGGUGUUCAAAGAUUUUAGUCUCAGAAUCCGUACUGGCCACAGCCAAGCGCUUGUCGGAGUUAGUGGUUCGGGAAAGAGUUCUGUGAUUGCAUUGAUCGAGCGAUUUUAUGAUCCAUUAGUUGGGAAAGUAAUGAUCGAUGGCAAGGACAUCCGCCGGUUGAACUUGAAGUCUCUUCGGUUGAAAAUUGGACUGGUGCAACAAGAACCAGCCCUGUUUGCAGCAAGCAUCUUUGAAAACAUUGCCUACGGCAAAGAAGGCGCAACCGAAGCAGAAGUAAUCGAAGCUGCACGUACUGCUAACGUGCAUGGUUUCGUUAGCGGAUUGCCUGAUGGAUACAAAACCCCGGUUGGGGAGCGAGGAGUUCAGCUCUCUGGCGGACAGAAACAAAGAAUUGCAAUAGCAAGGGCGGUGCUCAAGGACCCUAGAAUACUCUUGCUAGAUGAGGCCACAAGUGCACUUGAUGCUGAAUCAGAAUGUGUGUUGCAAGAAGCACUUGAGAGGCUAAUGAAGGGCCGCACCACCGUGCUAGUUGCCCACCGUUUAUCGACAAUUAGAGGGGUGGACAGCAUUGGCGUGGUGCAAGACGGGCGCAUUGUGGAACACGGCAGCCAUUCGGAACUAGUGAGCCGCCCCGACGGAGCUUACUCAAGGCUGUUGCAGCUGCAAAAUCAUCACGUAUGAGAAGAGUUUUGGUCAAAAGCAAGCAUGCAUGCAUGGAUGGCCUUGUUGGGUGUUAAUUAUGUGUGUCCCCUAUUUUUCUUAGUUUGUAGAUAUUGGCAAAUGUGUCUGAACAAUUUCUCUCUAAUCUCUAAAGCAAGUAUUAUAUUAUUAAUCAAAUAUCAUAUCUUUCCUUUCUCCUUUUA
Molecule: messenger RNA, 1439 nt
Organism: Malus domestica (apple)
Lineage: Eukaryota; Viridiplantae; Streptophyta; Magnoliopsida; Rosales; Rosaceae
Source: RefSeq, a predicted model, not a curated record